Molecule: messenger RNA, 1961 nt
Organism: Contarinia nasturtii (swede midge)
Lineage: Eukaryota; Metazoa; Arthropoda; Insecta; Diptera; Cecidomyiidae
Gene: Shmt
Product: serine hydroxymethyltransferase, cytosolic
Exons: 4
Coding region: 186-1811 (541 amino acids)
Biological process (GO): L-serine catabolic process; tetrahydrofolate interconversion; purine nucleobase biosynthetic process
Cellular component (GO): cytoplasm; cytosol; nucleus
Molecular function (GO): glycine hydroxymethyltransferase activity; cobalt ion binding; zinc ion binding
Source: RefSeq, a predicted model, not a curated record
UAUCGUCGUAAAGACGUUCACGACUGUUUGUGAUAUGAAUUAAAACACACAUGUGGUUUCACAUUGGUGGAAUUCCGUAAUCUCAUUGAAAUAUAGCUCGUCUCUCAACGACACUUGCUAGUCGUUUUAUUUUGAAGAAUAUUAAAAAUAGAUACAAAAAAGUCGAAUAAAAUAAAGUGUUGACAAUGACUGGAAUGUGUGCCAUCUACAGCAAUUUUGCUCAAUCACGGCAACCGAUAAUAUCAUUGACAUCGACGGUAAUUCGCGGCACCACUCAAAUACAUGUGCGUCGAAAUUCAGUUUUAGCUUACGCACACGAUACAACCACCAUUUAUUCCGUAUCCAAACAAAGUCGCAUAUCGUCUCUUCUUAACGUUAAAUCUUUGGGAGCACCUUUAUUGACGAGAGAAAUGUCUGGUUCAUCAAAAAUGUUGCACACAAAUUUGUGGGAGAGUGAUCCCGAAUUGACGGAUUUGAUCAAAAAGGAGAAGAGCCGUCAAAGCAAAGGUCUGGAAAUGAUUGCCAGUGAAAAUUUCACAUCGUUGUCAGUGUUACAGUGCUUAAGCUCAUGCUUGCAUAACAAAUACAGCGAAGGCUAUCCAGGAAAAAGAUACUAUGGUGGCAACGAAUUUAUCGAUCAAAUUGAAUUGUUGUGUCAAAAACGUGCUCUUGAAACGUAUGGCUUGAAUCCAGAAGAAUGGGGUGUCAAUGUACAACCAUACUCCGGUUCACCAGCCAAUUUCGCAGUCUAUACUGCAAUUUGUGAACCACAUGGUCGUAUUAUGGGUCUUGACCUUCCCGACGGCGGUCAUUUGACUCACGGUUUCUUUACGCCAAACAAAAAAAUUUCAGCCACAUCAAUUUUCUUCGAGAGCAUGCCAUACAAAGUCGAUCCAACCACCGGACUAAUUGACUACGAACAAUUGGAAAAAACAGCGCGCCUUUUCAAACCGCGUGUCAUUGUAGCUGGUGUAUCUUGUUAUUCACGUUGUUUGGAUUACGCUCGUUUCCGUGAUAUUGCCAAUCAAAACGGUUCAUAUCUAUUCGCUGAUAUGGCUCACGUGUCUGGAUUGGUUGCUGCUAAGGUCAUUCCAAGCCCGUUCGAACACUGCGAUAUCGUCACCACGACCACACACAAAACAUUGCGUGGGCCACGUGCCGGUGUUAUCUUUUAUCGCAAAGGAGUCCGAUCGGUGAAACCAAACGGUGACAAAGUAUUGUACGAUUUAGAAGCGAAAAUCAACGAAGCAGUUUUCCCAGGCUUACAAGGGGGUCCACACAAUAAUGCAAUUGCUGGCAUUGCAACCGCUUUGAAACAAGCACAAUCACCCGAAUUCCAACAAUAUCAACAACAAGUCGUUCGCAAUGCCAAACGUCUUUGCGAAGGUUUGAUCAGUCGUGGAUACAACAUUACCACUGGUGGUACAGACAUUCAUUUGAUUUUGGUUGAUUUGCGCAAUGUCCAAAUUACUGGUGCUCGUGCCGAAUACAUUUUAGAAGAAAUUUCAAUUGCUUGUAACAAGAAUACAGUGCCAGGAGAUAAAUCGGCAUUGAAUCCAUCUGGCAUUCGAUUGGGCACACCAGCAUUAACAACACGUGGUUUGGUUGAAACCGACAUUGAUUUGGUUGUUGAUUUGAUCGAUCGCGGUUUGAAAUUGUCCAAGGAAAUCGCUACGGUUUCGGGACCAAAAUUGGUAGACUUUAAAGCUGCUUGCCAUUCCGAAGAAUUCAGUGGUAAAAUUGCUGCUUUGCGUAAGGAGGUUGAAGACUUUGGCGCAACAUUCUCAAUUCCUGGUACAGCCGAUUUGUAAAUUUAAGACUUUUUUUUCUCUAAUAUCGUUCAUUCCGUUGCGGAACUAAAACCUGGCCAUAAUCAAUGUGAAAAUAAUCAAGAACAAAUACAAAGUUGUUGCAAUGCAUCAAAAAAAAAUAUAUAUUUAAUGAUUUUUCAUACUAUCAAA